Messenger RNA from Triplophysa rosa, 3197 nucleotides. RefSeq names its product guanosine monophosphate reductase (gene gmpr). Gene Ontology annotation, molecular function: GMP reductase activity. Gene Ontology annotation, biological process: nucleotide metabolic process. The transcript is spliced from 8 exons. The coding region runs from base 1547 to 2422 and encodes 291 amino acids. The record is from RefSeq and is a predicted model, not a curated record. NCBI's taxonomy places the organism in Eukaryota, Metazoa, Chordata, Actinopteri, Cypriniformes, Nemacheilidae. Gene Ontology annotation, cellular component: GMP reductase complex.
AUAACAGUGAAAUUAAUGCUCGAAAUCAACCGUAUUUAGAUCAUUUCUUAGGUCAUUUUCAUAUUUAUUAAACUGAAACAUCUCGUACACUGAUACAAUAUUGAUUGUCUAUAUUCUGUUCACUUUGGCAAAGGGUCUUAAAGGUCCAGUGUAUGAAAUUUAGCGGCAUCUAGAGGUGAGGUUGCGAAUUGCAACCAAUGGCUCACUCCACCCCUCCCUUUCAAAGCACUACGGUGGCUGACACAGAACUAAGAUGUCGUCACGUUUUCGCUUCUUUGCCGAAGGAGAUAACGUUUUUACGAAACACGCUCUGUAGAGCAGUUUGUCUGUUUAGGGCUACUGUAGAAUGAUGAAUUCCACGGAAGGAGGCCCACGGUAUGUAGAUAGAAAUAGGUCAUUCUAAGGUAAUAAAAACAACACUUCAUUAUGUAAGGUCUUUAUACACCUCUGAAGACAUAGUUAUGUACAUUAUAUUGCAUUUCUGUCAGAUCCUACAAAAAAUGACACACUGGACCUUUAACACUAAGAAUUCAUGGAUUUUCUCUCUUCACAUUUCACCGCAAGAUGAGGUAAAGGGCUGGUCACAUCUUACUGCAGCUGCUUCAUCUGAUGACUGUCACCAUACAGGGAGCAAUGGCGACUGAUUAUACAGUACACACGCUCUUGAAUACCAAAUAACAGCUGAAGGCCUCUCACAGUAUAAUCUGCAAGUCAAUCACAGAACACCAACAAUGCACUAUUAAAGGGAUCCAUGACUGAAAUAGCUGCAAUAUUUCUCCUCAAAUGGGAAAUGGACAGUUUGCUCCCUGCAGAACAAUAAAUCAUUUAUAGACCAAUGUAGUGUGACUGAUGUGGGCACAGUUACUGGAAGUGAAAAUGAGUGAUCAAGAACCGAUUCUGAGAACGUGAGCGUCUGUGCAUGAGAGAAAAAUAGGAAGAGAGUAAAUGAGAGAGAAAGAGCUUUGUGUAUAUCAGGUUGCUACUCGCAGACCUUUGUCAGGCAAAUCCAUGAAUGAUUUAGCACAAAUUCAUCCACCGAGUCAUCUCAGCUAUGGGUGAUAAGAUGAAAAAUUGCUUUACGACGUCGUGGCCUUUGUACUAAAAAAACUGAAAUAUAUGAAGCCACUUGAGGACUUGAGAUUCUGCAGUUAACAGGAAUCAAUGAAGGAUAAUGUGUAACAUUUAUUUUACAUUCUCUGCUGAUGGGUGGACAACAUUAUAUCUGUUAUGUAAUAGUUCUGAUUAUGUCACAACAUGCUUUUUUGCUAGCUUGUGACAAAAUAUAUAUGGGCUUUGACUUGUAGCUCCGUUGGUAUGGCAUUGAAUUAGCAAUGCAGUGGUUUGAUACUAGGGAACAGAAACUGAAAAAGGUUGAAAGCACUGUACGUUGUAGAGCAGAAUUUAUAAAACCUGUUUUACAAAGUUUAGCUAAAGAAUUUAUCACAGCUGCUGCUGUGUUUGGUUCUCAAAGGUUGACCUGCAGAGGACCUUCACAUUCCGCAACUCCAAGCAGACGUACAAUGGAAUCCCAAUCAUCGCUGCUAACAUGGACACCACUGGCACAUUCGAGAUGGCACAGGUGCUGAGCAAGCACACCCUCUUUACAGCCAUCCAGAAGCAUUACUCCCUGGAGGAGUGGAAGACCUUUGCUACCAGCCAUCCAGAGUGCCUAGAGCAUGUUGCUGCCAGCUCAGGCAGCGGAGCAGCAGACCUGGAGAAGCUGUCCAGCAUCCUGGAAGCCAUUCCUCUCAUCAAGUACAUCUGCCUGGACGUGGCCAACGGCUACUCAGAACACUUUGUGGAGUUUGUAAAAAAAGUUCAUGAGAAGUUCCCAAACCAUACUAUUAUGGCAGGAAAUGUGGUGACAGGUGAGAUGGUGGAGGAGCUCAUUCUGUCUGGUGCUGACAUCAUUAAAGUGGGCAUUGGGCCAGGUUCAGUGUGCACUACACGCAUUAAGACCGGUGUGGGUUAUCCGCAGCUGAGCGCUGUCAUUGAGUGCGCUGACUCAGCCCACGGACUCAAAGGCCACAUCCUCUCUGAUGGAGGCUGCAGUUGCCCAGGGGAUGUUGCCAAAGCUUUUGGUGCAGGGGCAGAUUUUGUCAUGCUGGGAGGGAUGCUUGCUGGUCACGAUCAGUGUGCUGGUGACGUCAUUGAGAAGGACGGCAAGAAGUUCAAGCUUUUUUACGGGAUGAGUUCAGACACAGCCAUGAAGAAGUAUGUUGGGGGAGUAGCCGAGUACAGGGCGUCAGAGGGCAGGUCAGUCCAAGUGCCUUACAAGGGCGAUGUGGAAAACACCAUAAGGGACAUCUUGGGCGGCUUGCGGUCCACCUGCACAUACGUAGGAGCUGCCAAACUCAAAGAACUGAGCCGCAGGACGACGUUCAUCAGAGUCACGCAGCAGUCCAGCCAAAUGUUCACCUAGUGCUUGUGCUCUAAACCAAACCCACACAUAUCGGUUUCAAUUCAUGAGUUCCAGUUAUGAUCAAGAGACACAGAACUUGACAAUUCUAAGUGAGCGGCUUAAUUCCACUAUAGAAAAACACAGUCAUACGCAGCAUAUUUUCAAAGGCUUUCCAUUUUUUUGUGCUAUCUGGAUGCAUGUAUCUCUUUAAAUCAUUGACAAAUUCCCUCAAAAACACACACACACACACACACACACAACCGGAUACUAUUUUACUCAGGAACUUUGCUGUAUACCUAUAUGCAUCUCCUACACUACGGCAUGGCAAAAUUGUAUUCAUUUAAUCCCUUUUAAGUUAUUCAAUUCAAUGCUGUACAUGACGGAGGUUGAUUUGAACCGAAACGACAUUAAAUAAGCCAUUAAGACAGCUGACAGGACAAUACCGAUGAGAAUUUAGUCGUUCAUUGUAACUAUGCAACCAUUUCUCUAUGUACCGUGUACUGAUCAGAGGUCAGAUGAGGCAUGUUAGUCGAGUAUUUACACAAAAUAUAUUGAACUUGUCCCUGCGUGUAAUUGCUAUGAGUUGACAUGGUGCGUUGGUUGUGUCCUGUUGGGAACUAUUUCUGCAGGCCUGCUUCCAUUGUGAAUGUACAAUGGGUGUGGUGGGAUGUCCUAUCAGAUCAGAGGAAUGUAAAAUCACUACUGUAACGUGUUCAACAUUAAGCCUUGUGCAGUUUGAUGAGGUAGAAAAUACUGUAUUGAAUCUGUGAAAUGUAAGGAAUAAACAUAUCUAAAU